AUGGGAGUACUGCGGUACGCUCUGUUGUGUGGGUUUCUUCCUUUUGAUGAUGACAAUGUGAUGGCACUCUACAGGAGGAUAACAGGAGGACCGGAUGUUAGCAACCUAUCUCUUGAUUCAAUCCAGGAAGGUUCGUGGCAAGCGCAUCCACUUAAGAAUUCCAUCACAAACGACGUGCCAGUACAGCACAGCCAGCAAGCCAGGGGGUGUCAUUCUGUGGAUUUAGAUCUCAACCUAGCUCAUGUGGAGAGCAGCCAAAAGAAGAGAAAGGCCAAACGACUUGGAAGUCUUCAAAGAGGCCUGGAUAAAGUGAUUACGGUGCUUACAAGGCAAAAAAGGAAGUGAUUCAGCAGACAUGGGCCAAGAAAACUUAAGGCACACUAUGAUGUUACCAUGACUCAACUACUGAAUCCAGACCAAGUGCUGAAUGAAAUAAUCUCUGUCCUUUCAAAGAUGGGCUACACCCUGAAAUGCCAAACAAAGCCAGAUUUUGGCAAAGAAUCUAUGAAGUUUGAGCUAGAAGCGUGUCAGCUCAGUAAGAAUGAAGCAGUUGGUAUCAGAAGACAGAGGCUCAGAGGGGAUGCGUGGGUCUACAAGAGACUGGUGGAAGACGUUUUAUCCAGCUGCCAAGUGUGACUGCUGCUCAGAAAGCCACAAUGCUGUGCUGAGACUUUGAUCAUUAUUUUAGAAAAAUCACUUUGGAAAUGUAAUUUGUGAUCUCCUUCACGGCUGUAUUUCAGAAAUCUUGUCAGCUAUUACAGUUUUAACCACCCCCUUUGUGUAUAUGCCCACUGCAUGUUUCCUUUUCUUACAAAAACUGUCAACUUUUCCUACACGUUCUGCAGAUGUAGCUCGACUGAAAUAAAAUUCCUUAAACUACCCCAUUUUUCA
This is a messenger RNA of Lagopus leucura (white-tailed ptarmigan), 891 nucleotides long. RefSeq names its product maternal embryonic leucine zipper kinase-like. Lineage: Eukaryota; Metazoa; Chordata; Aves; Galliformes; Phasianidae. The record is from RefSeq and is a predicted model, not a curated record.